Molecule: messenger RNA, 771 nt
Organism: Symbiodinium natans
Lineage: Eukaryota; Dinophyceae; Suessiales; Symbiodiniaceae
Source: the annotation of a GenBank genome assembly
AUGCCGGCAGAUCACUUCCAGGUGAAGUUGGGCGGCAACUGGAAGGACUACGGUGGCAAUGAGGACAAGAUCUUGAAGCGUGCGUACUUGGCUGGCUUCCCCCAUGCCAAGUACAAGCUGCGAGGGCAGCAGUAUGAGGUGGAUUUCUCUGGCAUGAACCAGAAGAACAUGCGAACCGGAAAGGCCCGCGAAAUCCGCCCCCCGUUCAAGUGGAAGCCGCCGCCAAAGCCGAUUGUCGAGCCUGGCCCCACCUUUUGCAUCAAGGUCCCGGCAGGGGCCCCGGGAACGGUCAUUCAUGUUCCCCACCCGCAGCAGAAGGGCCAGUUCAUCGCGGUCAACGUGCCGGCGAGUGCCAAGGUGGGGGCUGCUUUGCUGGUGCCCAUUCCCAAGGACUCCGACCUGCCCAAGCCUGUGGCGGACCCGACGCCUUCCGCACCACCAGCGGAUCCCGCUGCACCAGCCGCACCCGCCGCAGACAAGGCCAAGAGCGGGGGUUGGAGCACGGGCGCCAAGGUUGCUGCCGGUACGGCAGGUGUCGUGGCCGUGGGUGGACUGGCGGUGGCAGGCGCCGUGCUGGGUGAGCACAUCGCCGAGGAGGGCUGGGAUGCCACUAUGGCCGAGCUCGGCGAUGUCGCCGCCGAUGCAGGUGAGGCCAUUGCCGGAGCCGCCGAGGAUGUCGGUGAGGCCAUCGCCGGAGCUGCUGAGGAUGCAGGAGAGUGGAUUGCCGGCGCUGCUGAAGAUGUCGGCGACUUCGUCAUGGACCUGUUCUGA